AUGGAAAAAGCCAUAUCCCCUUCGCCCACAAAGUUCCUUUCGGAGGUGUCAUUUGUUACGCAUGUUCAAAUGUGCAUAAAUGACAUUGUAGAUAUAAAUGACGCUUACGUUUGUUCUUUAGAGUUAUCUCGACGUGUUGAUAUCGAUUCUAUGCAAAGACUUUUGGCACAGAAGGAGAAGCUCAGUUCAGAGCAGCUGUGUAAUGGAUUGGAAUCAGAAUUUGCAAAGAUUUUGGAGUAUUCCAGAUCUUUAUCUUCCACGCAAAAACCAGAUUACCGAUUCAUUCACAAAUUACUGGAUGAUAUAAUCGAAAGAAAAUGA
Molecule: messenger RNA, 321 nt
Organism: Mucor mucedo
Lineage: Eukaryota; Fungi; Mucoromycota; Mucoromycetes; Mucorales; Mucoraceae
Exons: 3
Coding region: 1-321 (106 amino acids)
Source: RefSeq, a predicted model, not a curated record